AUGGCUAAAAAUAAAUUAAAUUUUAAUCCAGAUGAAUAUCAAUUGGAAAUGGCCGAUAGUGGUGAUAAAUUUAUUUUGAAUUUAAUUGAUGAUAAAUUGCCAACCAUAAUUGCAAUUUCGGAUAUUUUUCCAACAUAUUUCGAUCUUGGAUUAUGUUCAAAGAAUUCAAUUCCAAUUUGUUUAGAUUAUAGUCGUAGAACACUUGAUAAGUUAAAACAUUCUGGUGAUAUUACUAUAGCUAGUCCAACGGGUAAUUCAUUAUUACAUUGUAUAUCUGGGAAAUUCAAUAGUGGAAUGAAAUAUGUCACUAUCAUUUCCGGAUACACCAAUACGCCAUUAUAUCGAUAUAUCGAAAGACGACCAAUUGUAACAAUUCUUGAUCAUGAAAAAAAGAAAAUCUAUGUUGUCUCUGUCCCAUUAGAUGAAUUUACUAUUGGGCAAUCGACAAUAUGUUUACCGGUUAGUAUUACAUGUUUGAAUGAUAAUGGAAAUCAAAAAUUAUUAAUUGAAAUUUUUUCAAAUACAAAAUCUUGUGAUAGUUAUUUACCAAAUUUAUCACAAUUUGCUCAGGAUACAAUUACUGAAUCAAUCAAUAUGAUUAGUUCCGACGAACCCAUCGAAGAAUCAAUCAAUGUAACAAAGGAAAUAAUUCUUCCAUAUCAAUCAACAGUAUUAAAUCAUCCACAAUGUCAAAUAUCAUCAAUGGGAAAACAUUCUGUUCUAAUCUAUAGUGGUAUUGAUGAAAUUGAUUAUUUUACAAAGAAAAUCAAUCCGAAGAUAUUAAUUCGAUCAAUGAAUACACAUAUUAUAUAUGAAAAACGAGAUGAUCAAUAUGAAUUACAUUCUCAAUAUCAUAAUAUGAAUUCAAAUGAAGAAUUAGAUAUUGGUCAACAACAUUUUCCAAAUUUAUUACCAAUGGAAGGUGGUGCAAUUCUUUUCGCAAGUAAAACUGUGCCAAAAUUAAAUUCAAAUCAGAAUACCAUUGAUAAAAUUCGUCAAAUCAUAUUUGAAAAUACAAUUCCAAUAUUUAUUAUUGGUAAAAUGGAUGAUUUAUGUCGUAAAGUAUCAACGAAAUUAAAAAUCAAUGGGAUUUACAUAUGUCUUGUCGAUUAUCCCGGUGAUGACAUCAUGAUAGAUGAUAUAAAACGAAAUCAUUUUUUAGAAAAUACAUGUAUGAAUGGUGUGACAGCCUAUGCUGGACCAUUAUCUCUCGUUAUUAUUGCUAUGAUGAAUCCAAAUACAAAUAAUUUCCAAUAUUUUUACGUUGAUGGCAUACAAUACGAAAAUUUCAUCGAUUCUAUCCCAUUCUUUGGUACAGAUAUAACAACGAUUAUCGAAACUAAAAUGAUAAAUUAUAUUCAAAACAAUGUAUUUGAGAAAUCGAUUGUGAAUAUUAGUGAAGAAAUUGUUUUAUUUAAUAAUGAAUUCAUCUCAUUUUCUAGUUUUAAAAAUCAAAUGAUUGCAAUGACAUUAAAUGAGAUUAUUAAUAAUAAAUAUCAAAUUCUUGAUGUUAUAUCUCAAUGUCAAAGAAUCUAUGAUAAUGAAAUCAUGAAUCAAUAUUCGAAUGAAUUGGUUUUAUUAUUAGAAAAUAAAAUUAAUCAAGUGAUUAACGAAUAUAAAAAAUCAUUCAGUAAUAUUCUCGAAUUAGAUUUGAAUAAUAAACAAAAACUAGCCAAUGAAUCAAGUAAAGUCAAAGAAUUAAUUCGAAAAUUAAAACGAAAUACUCAAGAACUAGUUGAUAAAAUUGGUUUAGCUAUAUCAAAACGAAAACAAUCAUCUAUUCGAUUCAAUUUAGCUCAAUUAAAAAAAAAGGAAACAAUUCGACAAAAUGUUCAAAGAGCAAUGAACAUGUCCUAUAACGAUUUUACAGAUUUAUUAGAAAAAUUAUGCGACGAAUCAGGAGUAUUAUGGCUCAAUUUAGAUUAUAAUAAUUUGAUUCUAAUGUUAAAAGCGAUAAAAGAUAAUAAAAUUGGUAAGUAUCUCACUAAGCCAGUAUUAUCACUGAUUAACUGUCGAAAUGGUGAUUUUAAUAUUGAUUCAUUUACCAUAUCUUUAUUAUUGGAACAAACUGCAUAUGAAAGAUUAGAUCCUAUAAGACCACAACAAACGAUUGAUAUUGUAACGAGUUUGCCAGUAUCAGCUACUUAUGAAGGUUUAAGAACAAGUUCAUGGUUUUUUCCUUUAAUUGAUAAAUAUAAAAAUUUGGAAAUCCCAUAUAAUUUAAAUUGGAUAAAUGAAGCAAAUGACAGUGAUGUAGCUGCAUUUCGUAUUAUAUCAAGAAAUACAAUAGCAACGGCUUCGAUAUUGAGAGAUUUACAAUUGAAUAUCCAACCACAAGAUAAGAAUAUUACCUGGUUUUUAAUAUAUAUUACAUUAGCAGCUAUUGAUGAAUUAGUUAAACAAAGAAAAAAUGAUGAUGAUAUGAAUCAUUUUAAUGAUACAUUUACGAUUAAUAUUCGAUGUUUAAUCUGUAACUUAUUAACAUAUACUGCUUCCGGGAAUGUUCCCGCUUCGUUUGUAUGGCAAUUAUUUAGUAAUAAUAUCCGUCCAGAUUUACCAAAAGAAAAUUUCGAAUGGGGUAUCUAUGUUCGACUUAUUGAAUAUGUUGAAUAUAGUGGAUGGGAUUUAAAUAAAUUAAAAACUAAUCUUCGAGCAUUAUUAUGUAGAUUAUUGAAUAAAAUUAUUAUCAAAGCUACAGAAUCCUUCCGUGAAAGUGAAGCGAAAUUAAAAAAAGAGAAAUCCAAGGAUCAUCUUGUUAAAAUGCAUAAAAUAUAUUAUCCUUAUUACGAGAAAAUGGUUCGCUAUUGUAAACAUAUACUAGAUACAAAUGAACCAAUCGAAAAUGAGAAAAUUACUGAAAUAUUAAAUGUAUUAAGUGAAUUUAAUAAUCGUCGAUAUCGUGUUGGUAGUAUUCAUCAAUUAUCAAUGCAUCUUAAAAAAAAUUUCAAAAAUAAAAUCUUUAUUGAUCAAUUAAUUAAUUGUAUAUUAUAUAAAUGGGAUAAUUAUGAUAAAAAAUAUAAAUUAAAACUAUCAGAAUUUGUGAAAAAAACAUUUUUUAAUUCUUCAUCUGAUCACGAACAAGAAUUAGAUGUUAAAUCUAUACAAAAUCAAUUGGAUGAUUUUCGAUUAAAACUAAUUGAAGAAAGACCAAAGAUGUUGUCGAUGAUUAAUAAAGAAAUUCAACCAAUUACAAAUUAUGAGGAGAUUCAGAAAUUAUUUACGCUCAUUGAAACAUCGAUUCAAAAUAAGAAAAAAUUAUCAGUAGAAGAAUUGAAAAAUCUUCGCACAUAUCUUGAUGAUAUUUACAAAAAUGAGAAUAAAUUAUGGCAACCUUUCAAUCCAUUUCCACAAUUUAUAAAAAAAAAUAAUCUUGAAAUUUAUUUUGAUAAUAAUGCAAACGAUACUGACAAUGAAAAAGAAAAAGUCGAAGAGAAUCAAGAUAUUGUUUUAUAUAAAAACAUAUUCAAAGAACAUUAUUAUGGUAUUAUAGAACAAAUUGCUAAUGAUUCAUCGAAUAUGAGAUUGAAUUCUAUCAUAGAAUAUACAGCAUUUAAUUCAAUAGAGGAAUUUAUUACACUAGCGAAGUUUGCUGGAUUUGGACAAACAUUUGAAGAAAUUGCUCAUACAGUCAAAAUAAUUUUGCAUUCAUUAAUUAUUAAUUGCAAAAAAUCAGCAGAUGUAGCAGAAUUUAUUGUACUGGAACAAUUUGUUUGA
Messenger RNA from Rotaria sp. Silwood1, 3714 nucleotides. Lineage: Eukaryota; Metazoa; Rotifera; Eurotatoria; Philodinida; Philodinidae. The record is from the annotation of a GenBank genome assembly.